Rubroshorea leprosula is the source of this 1766-nucleotide messenger RNA. Lineage: Eukaryota; Viridiplantae; Streptophyta; Magnoliopsida; Malvales; Dipterocarpaceae. The record is from the annotation of a GenBank genome assembly.
AAAGAAUCAACCUUGGAGAUGAUACUUCCAACAAAGCGAUGGUCCGGAUAGAUCUUCUCCCACCGGAGAUUCUGCUCGAAAUCCUAUCAAGACUUCCGGUCACCUCUCUGAUCCACUUCAAGAGCACUUCCCAUGCCGGCCGUAAUUUAAUCUCCGAUCCAAGACUUCCUCAGAUGUUCGGUAAUCGGGUAAGCAACUCAAAUCCAUGUCUGAUUGUGUUCAGCUACAAUUCCCCUGCCCCCCGGCGACUCUAUUUUGUGGAUAGUGAGGGUUGCAGUAGAAAGGUUAGGAGAAUCGACGCACCACAGCAUUCGAAAUUUUAUAAUCUGGUGGGUUCUUGUAACGGGCUGUUAUGCUUAUCCAUUCCCAUAAUCGGUGGUUCAUCGGUGUCUCACAUGUCUCCCAUGUCUCACAGUCUGCUAAUUUACAAUCCUUUUGUUGGAGACGCUGUGAGAGUCCCACCAGCGAACCGAUUUCUGAAUCAAAGUGAAGUUUUUGGAUUUGGGUUUCAUCCAAGGACGGGAGAAUUCAAAGUGGUGAGGAUUUUGUGCUACGAGAAGAUCAUGACGGUAGCAGAUCCGGAGCUAGUUGUGGAAGAAGUGAAUGAUGGAUUCACAACCGUUUAUGAAUCAAUGGUUCAGGUGUUUACCGUAGGAACAACAGAGUGGAGAAAGAAAGGAGCUCCGCCUCCACAAUUGACGGAUGAAAUUGGGCCACCUGAGGCUCUAGUUGAAGGAUCUCUCCAUUGGGUGACUGAUGUUGAGCUGGGAGGAGUCGGACUUAUCUAUGGUAUUAUCUCCUUCGAGCUUGCAGAUGAGGUGUUCGGAGAAAUUCCGCACCCACCUUGUCAACGAUUUGUGUCACGUGACUACAGUCUCUCCGUGCUCAAUGGGUGUCUAUCGGCAGCUGGGUUGGUUGAUACUUGUCAUUUUGAUACCUGGGUGUUGAAGCAAUACCGUGUUAAGGAAUCUUGGGUAAAACAAUUCUCCUUUGAUACCUAUGUUCCAGGUGGAUGGCCAAGGUUUUUCACAGUUAUAUGUGCACUGAAGAAUGGUGAGAUUCUGUUGCAGAAUGAAGACAGUUCUCUGGUUUCUUAUGAUCCUGUGGAAAACAGAUUCAAGACUCUUCAAAUCAGUGGGUUACCAAAUUGGUUCCAGGCACUUCCUUUUCUACCUUCUCUUUUCUCAGCAAAGGCAACCAUGAAUUUGCAACUUUAACUCUCUCUCUUGCAUCAACCCUUUUUCUGUAAGACUGUACUACUAAUUUUUUAGUUUUUGUUGAAUCUUUGAUCGGCAAUGCAUCAAUAACAUUUGUGUUAUUUACAUCAUCAUGGAUGACCUCUGUUGUACCCACCUGACUGUUAUCUGCCUUUUUCUCGAAAAGCAGAUCUGAAGAACGGAGAGAUUGUGUAAGAGUAUAACAAGUGUUCUAAUGCUUCUCUUGGAAUGGUGAUUGAAGAUUUUGCUUUCAGCUGGGUGGGAAGAUUCAUAAGAGUUUUAUGUUCCAAAGAACGGGAAGAUUGUGUUGGAGUGUAACAAGAAAGCUCUGGUUUCUUAUGAUCCUAUGAACCCCAAAGAUCAACCGGCUCCCGUAGCAGUUCAUAGCUUUUACUUUCCAGCAUGCUCUGUUCUCAGUAAAGGAAACCUUUGAAAUAAUCUUCACAAGAAUCACAACUCUUCUUUAGUAUACGGAUAUUUAAUUUCCUCUUCUUUAGUCAAGCUUCCAUUGUUUAUAUAUUGAUUAAUUAAUCAAAUUUUUUAGUUAUU